AUGGAUGAAAAUUGGGAGGUAAAUUCUAUGAUGGAGUUUGAUCACCAUCAAAACAUUGCACGUGCUGCUUUUGGAGAUAUGCUCUAUGACAGUGACAGAAAUCAGUUGUACUAUAAAGCAUUGAAAAAAGAAAUCUCUAGAUUGCACAAAGCUAACAAAAAAGUCCAUGUCCUAGACAUCGGAACUGGUACUGGUUUACUGGCUAUGAUGGCUGCUAAAUGUGGCGCCGAUUCUGUUUAUGCUUGUGAAGAAUUUGAAGAUUCCUAUAAAUGUGCAAAAGAAAUAAUUAAGUCAAAUUAUUUGGACCACAAAAUUGUUCUUAUCCACAAGAGCUCUCAAAAGUUAAAAGUUGGUGUAGACUUACCUCACCGUAUGAAUUUAUUAGUUACAGAAGUUUUUGACACAGAAUUGAUUGGCGAAGGAGCUAUUUCAGUGUUUAAUCACGCUCAUCAGGAACUGCUAACGGAUGAUUGUAUUGUAAUACCCUCUGAAGCUAUUGUUUAUGCUCAAGUAAUCGAAAGCAAGUAUAUAAGAAAUUUUAAUAGAGUUAAUGAUGUGUAUCACAAUAAAAAGUUAUUGAUUAAGAUACCUGAAAAAAUAAAGAAUUGCCAAGGUAUUGAAAGUGUAUUUGAUUUACAACUCGGUGAACUACCAACAGAUUCUUUUAAAACUUUAAUUCCUGCACAAGUGAUGUUCAGGUUCAAUUGGAAUGAUAAAAAUGGCGUGAUAACAGACCGUAAAAAUGCUAUUCGUUGUAAAUCAAAAGAAAAUGGUAUUGCUCAUGCUGUAUUUGUAUGGUGGGAUUUGGCUAUGGACACCGAUGGUGAUAUUAUGUUAAGUUGUGCUCCUAAAUGGCAUUUGCAACGGCACAACGUACCUUGGAGAGACCAUUGGAUACAAGGAGUGUAUUACUUUGCUAAUGAAGUGAACUUAAAAACAAAUGAAGAAGUCAGUGUAAUUGGUUACCACGAUGAACUAUCGUUUUGGUUUGACACCAAUAAGUCUAGUUCAUAUAUAGAUGUUCCUUUUCCUUACUGUGAAUGUGAUUUUCAUCGAGUUAUUAGCAGGACUCUUAUAGGGCAAAUGAACGAUCACUACCUCACGAACAGUUAUUUAACAGCAUUGAAAAAAUAUGUUCAACCAAACAGUGUUUGUCUAUUUGUUGGCAACUUGUCAUUUAUGGGACUUGCUGCAGCUCUAUUUGGCGCUUCAAAAGUUUAUUACUAUGAUGUUAGUGGGCCUCAGGGUUUUGGAAAAGUUAUACAUUCAUAUAUAAGGUUUAAUGAAUUGGAAGAUAAAGUUAUUGUAUUGAAAACAUACAAAGAAGUAUUAGAAGUAAUUUCAAAACAAAAAGAAAAUGAGGAAGAAAUCUGUACAGUUUUUAUGGAACCGUCCAAAUGGAUUUUACCUGAAUGGAUUGAUAUUGUGAAAUAUUCUCUACAAGUAAACCCCAAAACAAAUAUAUUCCCAAGAGAAGUUACUGUGAAAUUACAAACAGUAGAAUUUGAAGAUUUAUGGAAAAUUCGAGCUCCUUUGACUGAAGUUGAAGGGUUUGAAAUAAUACCAUUCAAUGAAAUUGUUCAGGAGAGCAUAAAAAUAUCAGAUGGACUACUGGAAGAAAAGCCGCUGUGGGAAUACCCAAGCAAAAGCCUUUCAAAUGCUUAUGAUUUGUUUACUUUGAAUUUUGAAAACAUUGCUAAUGAAUCCAGUUUGAUACUCAAAAACUUACUAACUGUACAAAUUAAAAACAAAGGUAUUUGUCAUGGGCUUGUUUGUUGGGUAGAUUGGUGUUUGGAUACAGACGUAUGUUUCUCAUUUGGCGCUUCAAACAGAAAGAUCUAUAACUCAGAUUGGUAUCCUUAUGCUCGACAAAGGAUUUAUUUUUUAAAUAAAUAUCGAAAUGUUAGUCCUGGAGAUGUUAUAAAUUGUGAUGCGAUUUUGUGUAAAAAUGGCAAUUUGUUAGUUAGUUUUUGUAAUACCUAUGAUCAUUAA
Molecule: messenger RNA, 1992 nt
Organism: Macrosiphum euphorbiae (potato aphid)
Lineage: Eukaryota; Metazoa; Arthropoda; Insecta; Hemiptera; Aphididae
Source: the annotation of a GenBank genome assembly